Molecule: messenger RNA, 822 nt
Organism: Nestor notabilis (Kea)
Lineage: Eukaryota; Metazoa; Chordata; Aves; Psittaciformes; Psittacidae
Exons: 1
Biological process (GO): microtubule bundle formation
Cellular component (GO): microtubule cytoskeleton
Molecular function (GO): microtubule binding
Source: RefSeq, a predicted model, not a curated record
CCUCAAGUACUACAGCCUUCCAGCAGCCUUCCCAGUUCCACAGACCUCGCCCAGGGAAAACUAAUAAAAAUGCCACAUAUCGAGGCCCACAGUGAAUAUCCUAAACAUGGUCUGCAUGAAAAUAGUAAUCAUCAGAAUCAAAAUGCUGCAGAUAUCUCUCUCACAAAUAGCCUCAAUAAUGUAAACUCUUUAGUGAGCAUACAUGUAAACAUGAAAGAUGAGAAUGCAUCAUAUUUGGAAAAUUUUAAAAACAAAAAUACUGAAGACCGUGGAGACGUGGCUAGUAAUAAAGAAGGUACAUUACUAUCUCGUUCCUGUUUUCAGACCUCCACACGAGCUGAUGCUAGAGAGGUGCAGACUGAAUUAGCUGUGAAAGGUCAACCCUCAUUCACAAACCAGGCUUCUCGGCCAAAGACUUUAAGAAUCGCAAAGCCCCCAAAUGCUUUAGUGCCUCCUAUGAUGGCCGUUCUCGCACCAUCUGCAAACCAUUCCGCUGCUUCCAAGGAAUGUGAGCUUCUACCAUUAAGUAGUUCGGAUCAACUACAGCCAACAUCUGGUCAGGAUAACCUAAAGGGUAAACAGAGUCAGAAAGUGUCUAAACUCCGCCCACCAACUACAUCUUUUGUCAAAUCUAAGCAAGUGAGCAGUCAAAAAUCCACACCAGUAUCCACAGAGCCUCAGAGCACCUGUUUGAAGACUAACAUCCCAAAGCCACUGGUACAGAGAAAGGAAAAUGUUCAAACACAGAAUACCGGUUUGCAUUCUGGGGAUAGUUUGUCCUCUAAUACGCAUUCCCGCCUCCCUAAACCAAAGACACACUGA